AUGGCCAGAAAGAAAGCCCUCAUAACCUCCCUCUGCGAUCUGGAGAUCCCCAAUACGAUAGCCUUCUCCCCAAAUGCACAGCAAGUCUUGUACUCUACGAAUCUCACCUGGAUGCAUCGACAGGGAAAGCUUCCGGUAUCCACGCUUUGGCUCGCCGAGACUGGCAAAGCCAAGUCUGCCCGUCAGAUUACCUCUGGCCUUAGCAAAGACCACAUCCCUCGAUGGAAUCCAGACGGAAGGAGUAUAGCUUUCGUUUCGGAUCGAGCAAGGGCUGGCGAAAGAUGGGCUAUAUACGCACUCAAUAUACGCCAGUCGGUCGUAGAAGGGGAGGCCUUCCCGUUGACCGACAUCGAGAACGAACGCCCCAUUUCGCAGUUUGAGUUUUCUUCCGAUGGCACGACUAUUGCCUAUCUAUCGGCCGACGAGAAGACAAAGGAGCAGAAAGACCGAGAGGAGGAAGGCGACGACGUCCAAGUCUGGGGCGAAGAUCUGGCUUACGUCCGACUGCGUACAGUCAAUGUCCAGACGAAGCAAGUCAGCCGCGCGGGUGUCGAGCAUCAACGCCAUGUGACCGGUUUCUCCUGGAGCCCGGAUGGCAAAAGGAUUGCAUUUACUGACACGACUUCGCCGAACAUUGAAGAGCCAUACUUGAGAGGAUCCAGAAUUGCGGUGCUCACAGUCAAAGACCAGACAGUGAAGGACAUCUGCACUAUCCCUAACGCAGUGACCGACUUGACCUGGGCGGCCGAUGGACAGCUAUACUUCAUCUCCGGGACACCGAUCGACAAGGUCUGCGCAGGUGCGACUGUGUAUGCAGUGUCACCAGACUCUGGCGUUGAGGGCGAUGUUGAAGCCAACGACAAGCCAUGGACGAGAGUUGCAUUUGGAUAUGAUGAUACUGCGGUUGGGCUGCUGAAUGUCGGCGGCAAAGUGCUGGUCAAGUCGCAGAAGGGAAUGGAGGAUCAACUCUGCCUCCUUUCGAACGAAUCACUCCUUACGAACGUGGUUGUAAUCUAUUCGAAAGCAGAAGAAUUGCAAGCAUUCGGCGCGAUCUUUCCCCCUGGUAACAACGAAAUAUUGCUUGCGACGGCCAGCUCGAGCGUCAAUCAACCUGUCGAAGUCUACUCGACCACUACUUCAUCAGGACACUCGAUUCAGCUCUCCUCACAUGGAGCAGCCUUCCAAGGUCAGACGUUCGGCUCCAGCGAGUUCAUCUCGUGCAGGUCAGCGGACGACGAGGUGGAUCUCGACGGCGUCUUCCUCAGGCCUGAUCCGGCGCCGGCGGGCUUUGAGGGCCAUGCGCCAACGCUUGUCCUGAUACACGGCGGUCCAACAUCCCGCAAUACGAACGCCUUCAACACUCUCUACUAUUUCUGGACGCCCUACCUCCUGCGACUUGGAUACUCAAUCCUGCUCCCGAACUAUCGUGGUAGCACGGGUCGAGGCGAAGCCUUCGCGGGCUGGAGCCUCCGCGGCGUAGGCAAAGUGGACUACGAAGAUGUCAUCGCACUCACAGACCACGCCAUCAACACUCGCAACGGCUCGCUACAGCCGUGGAAAUUCCGCGCUUCCAUCCCGCUGGCAGGGAUCACGGAAACAGACACCAUGGCAUUGACCUCAGACUUGGGCGCAUCUUUGGAGACGGAACUAAAUGGUGGAAACGCAGUCUGGAACUGUCAGAAAGACGACACUCGCAAUCGGCAAGCCUCAGCCUUGUGGGAGGUGCAGGCCGCCGUCGAUCGCAGCACGAAGACAGGAGCAAUGGUCAUCCCUCCGAUACUGAUUCUGCACGGCGAGAAAGAUGAGCGCUGUCCCAUUACGCAGGCUUGGGGAAUGAGGAGGGCGCUGGAAGCUCACGGCUUGGAGCAUCAAUUCGUAACGUACCCGCGGCAAGCACACAUCUUCAGUGAGCGCAAGUUCUGGAUUGAUCUUGCGCUGAGAAUUGGUGACUGGACGGAGAAGUAUAUCGGGCCUGGUGUAUCGGUCGAUGGUCCUGGUAUAGUACUCCUAAGUCAUCUGUCAAUCUACAUGCACGGCUAUCAAAAGGUGUCUUGCCACUUACCCGCACGCCAACUAUGGCUGAUCGUCAAUCGGACAUGCACGUAG
This is a messenger RNA of Zymoseptoria tritici IPO323, 2106 nucleotides long. RefSeq lists its product as uncharacterized. NCBI's taxonomy places the organism in Eukaryota, Fungi, Ascomycota, Dothideomycetes, Mycosphaerellales, Mycosphaerellaceae. The record is from RefSeq and is a predicted model, not a curated record. Bases 1 to 2106 code for a protein of 701 amino acids. Gene Ontology annotation, molecular function: serine-type endopeptidase activity. The transcript is spliced from 4 exons. Gene Ontology annotation, biological process: proteolysis.